Molecule: messenger RNA, 1761 nt
Organism: Penicillium diatomitis
Lineage: Eukaryota; Fungi; Ascomycota; Eurotiomycetes; Eurotiales; Aspergillaceae
Exons: 1
Coding region: 1-1761 (586 amino acids)
Source: RefSeq, a predicted model, not a curated record
AUGGGUACCAGGAAAAAGAAAACUCCCAAGGCGAGGCAGUCCCCGGAUCCAUACCCCGGGCAAGAACUCACACAGCAAGAGUUCCUCGAGCAAAUUCGAAUGAAUCGUGCCCAGAGAGAAGGUCGAGAGUACUACCCUCUUCCGAAGAAGCAUAAGGGACCCACACGCCCUACUAUCCCAGCUUUUGAUCCGGCCCUUCCACCGGCGGCGUUUCCCAGUAUGAGUGCCCGGAAUGAGCCCAUUCCGACUGGCUCCAGAGAGGGCCACUUGUGUCGGAUCAUGGAGGAUUCAGAGAGACGUCUUCGUGGUCUGCGGCCUCUUCCGCGAGAGUCAUACCACCCUGGACCACUAUCGAUGAUGCCAGGCCAAGUCAACGAUGCACUUUUCGAAGAGCCAGCAAGAACCAGCUCUAUGGACAAUAGUGCUUUCGAUGCUCGGAAUAGAGCAGUUGGAGACUUAAGCGCAGGAUUGGGAGCGAAUGAAACCUCCUCGAGCCAAGUACAGAACGACAAUCCAGAUGCUGGAUCCAACACAGCUGAUCACAAAAGCCAUGAAUUCCCCCAAGUGAAGGACGUUGAUUCCCCGGAAGUUGAAAUCUCAAGUUUUGCUGAGCAUAGAAAUUCCCGUCCUAAAUGGGGAGACCUUGUUCGACCCAUCAGAAUGGAAAUACUGGAUAAUAUCCUGAGCAAAGAAUCCUGGGAAAACACCGUGCGAAAGCUUGGCCUUAGUCGGAAACAAGCGAAAAGAGCCGCAGCCCACUUGGAUCAAUUCUAUGAAGUCAUGCAAGUUGAGACUCAGCACGUUGAACAAGAACUCAAAAGACAGCUUCACUUCAUGAUCACACAUUCACUUCCCAUAACUAAGCAAGUUUACAAGCUUAGCGCUUUGAACACAUGGGAUGAUGAUGUCCUCGACAUGCAGGAGAAGGAGCUGUUCAUUUGUUCAAUGGGCAACCUGCGUGCUGCUUGGCGCUUCUUGGAGGCGAGAGGCCUUCCCCGCGACCUGGCGGGACGUUGGAGCAAUGGAGUCGAAGUCAUCGACACUCCUGGGGGUGGGACACGUCCAAAGAAGCGCGUCAGAUGGAGUUAUCCCCUUGCAAGUGAGGAAGUAGACCGUGAUGACGAGACUGCUUCAUCAACAUCGUCAGCGUCAUCAAAUAUGCCUCCAAUUGACGAGUCAGAACCUGUGAUUAAUGUCCGUACCCAAAGUCAGACAUCUUCUCAGGCACAGCAAAAGGGGCGCUCCAUGGCCCGGUGGCAGGCGCACAUCUCUGAAUCGAAUGAUUCUCAGAGCCAGAUGCCUUGUAGUGCGAGAAUGGGAAAGGCCCUUGGUGAGAACGGAACAUCUAAGUCUUGCCUCGGGCAGUGUGUGUCUGGUCAGGGGUCUUCAACUCCGUCUCAAAAUGACGCUUCUGAGCUACGAGUCCAGAAUGCUUUUGUAGUCGUUUCCGGGCAGGGACCUCCCCACUCUCGCUUCUUCACGGCGCGCGAUAUCACGGAGGGAAUCUGGCAGUCACAGCUGGAGAAGCGCUACCAAGAGCUCGCUGAUGCCUCCGCGAAAGCGUGUACUGCACUCCUUGUUGGGUCUGAAGAGAACGAUGAACGAGACACGUCAGGCAAUGACGGCGAGGAAGAAGGAGACGAAAAUCUAGAUCAAUUGCUGGCCGACAUCCAUCAAUUUGAUGACCAGCUGCAGGAAAUCCUCGAUGCCCAGCCCAACGUUGAGAGCGGAGAUGUCGCGGAGCCUGAUCACGAAGUCUAG